Molecule: messenger RNA, 1065 nt
Organism: Ostrea edulis (European flat oyster)
Lineage: Eukaryota; Metazoa; Mollusca; Bivalvia; Ostreida; Ostreidae
Product: dehydrogenase/reductase SDR family member 11-like
Exons: 7
Coding region: 208-966 (252 amino acids)
Molecular function (GO): oxidoreductase activity
Source: RefSeq, a predicted model, not a curated record
UCUUCCGAGUUUCUCACUUUUAAUGGAUGUUACAACUGGCGUUGAACUUUAAUAUUACUUGUAGAUCUAUGCAUAUGUUUUUUUUAAUGGUUAUACUGUAUGAAGUCUAGCUCAUAGGACUAAGGAAGGUGCUCACUUGACCUCUGAGACCACGACGGGGUAGGCCUUGAUAACACGAGUGAACGUAGGUAGGACUAGUUGUUGAAUAUGGAGCGUUGGGUUGGUCGGGUAGCGCUUGUGACAGGGUCCUCGGUUGGAAUUGGGGCUGGAAUUACACGAGCUCUUGUUAAGCAUGGAAUGAAGGUUGUCGGCUGUGCAAGAAACGUUAAACAAAUCGAGGAAAUUCAAAAUGAGUUGAAAUCCGAAAAAGGCCAGUUGAUUCCAAUGAAAUGUGAUCUUACGAAAGAGGACGAAAUUUUGGCGAUGUUCAGGCGGAUCCAAACGGAAUUAGGAGGCGUAGAUGUCUGCAUUAACAAUGCUGGACUAGCGCAUUGCGCUCCUCUAUUGUCUGGUAACACUGCUGACUGGAGAAAUAUGUUAGAGGUGAAUGUUUUAGGCCUGUGUAUUUGUACCAGAGAAGCUUUCCAACAAAUGAAGAAAAAUGGAGUAGACGAUGGUCAUAUUUUUCUUAUUAAUAGCAUGUCUGGACAUCGUGUGAUUCCUAACACCAAUGGACACUUUUACUCGGCGACAAAAUAUGCAGUGUCUGGGUUAUUGGAGGGAAUCAGGAACGAGCUACGAGAGAUGAAAUCCCACAUCCGUGUUACGUCUGUAAGCCCUGGUUUAGUGGCCACAGAAUUUCAACAAAGAAUGCAUAACAGUGAAGAAAAGGGGAAGGCUAUUUGCAGCUUCUUUAAGUGUUUAGAAGCAGAGGACUUGGCUGACGCAGUUGUCUAUGCACUGAGUGCACCACCACAUGUACAGAUUCAUGAUAUAUUACUGAGGCCCACUGAACAAACAAGCUAACUGCUUCAUAUACACCAAUGGCAAUUUAGUGUAUGGAUGUAAGUUUAUCUUACUGCUAUAUACAAAAAUGUAUACUUAAUAAACAGACAUAUACAUCUU